This is a messenger RNA of Phascolarctos cinereus (koala), 3799 nucleotides long. NCBI's taxonomy places the organism in Eukaryota, Metazoa, Chordata, Mammalia, Diprotodontia, Phascolarctidae. The record is from RefSeq and is a predicted model, not a curated record.
ACUGUGAACGCGAAGUGGAUGCCAGAAGUAAAAGUCAGGAUCCAGCUGUUCUGAUGGGAGUGUAUAAUAUGCUUCAUUGCUUAGCCACUAUCAUGUGUCUCUGAAAGAUCUUGGAGAAUGGGGCAAAGUGCCACAGGACAGAAAAGGAUUUGCAGUUUCUAAACCAGAUAUGAUCUACCAGAUGGAAAGAAUGGAAUCACCUUGGAUGUCAGAGGCAGAUAUUCAAAGAAGCAACUUUCCAGCUCUCCCUUCUGUGGCCUCUGCUCUGCCCCAGGAGGACAGCCUGGAGGAAGAGGGAAUGGCUCCUGCCCUGACAGCCAGGCCCGGGAAGGAAUCAGUGACAUUCAAAGAUGUGGCUGUGGAAUUCACUAAGGAAGAGUGGGUACAAUUUGAACCCAUCUCAGAAAAAAUUGUACAGGGAUGUGAUGCUGGAGAACUAUAGGAACUUGGUCUUUUUGGGAUUUGCAGCUUCCAGACCAAAUGACAGUGACCAGUUGGAAAGAAAGGAAGUGUCUUCCUUGCCAGAGGCAGAUAUUCCAAGAAGCAGCUGUCCAGAGAGCAGAGAAUUUGCUGGAGAUAAACCUCUUGAAUGUAAUGGAUAUGGGAAUGCCUUCUGGAGCAAGGAGCAUCUUGCUGUGUGUCAGAUAAUUCGUACUGGAGAAAAACCUUAUGAAUGUAGUAAAUGUGGGAAAGGCUUCAGGAGUAAGUCUGAGCUUACUGUGCAUCAGAGAAUUCAUACUGGAGAGAAGCUUUUUGAAUGUAAGGAGUGUGGGAAGGCUUUCCCCUAUAACUCAUUUCUUACUCAACAUCAAAAAAUUCACACUAGAGAGAAACCUAAACCUUUUGAAUGUAGUGAAUGUGGAAAGGCCUUCAGGAUUAAGAAACAACUUACAGUGCACCAGAGAGUUCACACUGGAGAGAAACCUUAUGAGUGUAGUGAGUGUGGGAAGACCUUCAGGAUUAAGACACAACUCACAGUGCACCAGAGAGUUCACACCGGAGAGAAAAAUUAUGCAUGUGCUGCAUGUGGGAAGGCCUUCAGGAUUAAGACACAACUAAUACUGCACCAGAGAGUUCACACUGGAGAGAAACCUUAUGAAUGUAGCGAAUGCGGAAAGGCCUUCAGGAUUAAGACAAAACUUACACUGCAUCAGAGAGUUCACACUGGAGAGAAACCCCAUGAAUGUAGGGAAUGUGGAAAGGCUUUCAGGAGUAAGGAUCGUCUUAUAGUGCAUCAGAGAAUUCAUACUGGAGAGAAACCUUAUGAAUGUGGUGAAUGUAAAAAGGCCUUUAGGAGUAAGGAACAAGUUAAAGUACAUCAGAGAGUUCAUACUGGAGAGAUGCUUUAUGAAUGUAAGCAGUGUGGGAAGGCUUUCCCGUUGAACUCACAUCUUAUUCAACAUCAAAAAAUUCAUACAGGAGAAAAACCUUAUGGAUGUAAGGAAUGUGGAAAGGCCUUCAUGAGAAAGGCACAUCUUAAUGUGCAUGAGCAGAUUCAUAUUGGUAAGUUUCUUUUUGAAUGUAAGGAGUGUGGGAAGGGUUUCCCAUACAACUCAAGUCUUAUUCGACAUCAAAUAAUUCAUACUGGAGAGAAACCUUAUCAAUGUACUGUUUGUGGGAAGGCCUUCAGGACAACAGCAGGUCAUACUGAGCAUCAGAGACUUCAUACUGGAGAGAAACCUUACGAAUGUAGUAAAUGCGGCAAAGCCUUCAGGAUUAAGUCUGAGCUUACUGUGCAUCAGAGAAUUCAUACUGGAGAGAAGCUUUAUGAAUGUAAGGAGUGUGGGAAGGCUUUCCCCUAUAACUCAUUUCUUAUUCAACAUCAGAAAAUUCAUACUAGAGAGAAACCUAAACCUUUUGAAUGUAGUGAAUGUGGAAAGGCCUUCGGGAUUAAGACACAGCUUACAGUGCACCAGAGAGUUCACACAGGAGAGAAACCUUAUGAAUGCAGUGCGUGUGGGAAGGCCUCCAACAGUAAGUCAGAGCUUACUGCGCAUCAGAGAGUUCAUACUGGAGAGAAACCUUAUGAAUGCAGUGAAUGUGGAAAGGCCUUCAGGAUUAACACACAGCUUACGCUGCAUCAGAGAGUUCACACUGGAGCGAAACCCCAUGAAUGUAGGGAAUGUGGAAAGGCUUUCAGUAGUAAGGAUUCUCUUAUAGUACAUCUGAGAAUUCAUACUGGAGAGAAACCUUACGACUGUGGUGAAUGUAAAAAGGCCUUUAGGAGUAAGAAACAACUUAGAGUACAUCAGAGAGUUCAUACUAGAGAGAUGCUUAAUGAAUGUAAGGAGUGUGGGAAGGCUUUCCUGUAUAAGUCACAACUUAUUCAACAUCAAAGAGUUCAUAAUGGAGAGAAACCUUAUGAAUGUGGUCAAUGUCAGAAGGCUUUCCGGACAAAGGCAUCUUUUACUCUGCAUCAGAAAAUUCAUUUUGGAGACAUUCCUUAUAAAUGUAAAGAGUGUGGGAAGGCUUUCCUCUACAACUCAGAUCUUACUCGACAUCAAAACAUUCAUACUAGAGAGAAACAUUAUGAAUGUAGUGAAUGUGGGAGGGCCUUCAGAAUUAAGUCAGAGCUUACUGUGCAUCAGAGAAUUCAUGCUGGAGAGAACCUGUAUGAAUGUAAGGAGUGUGGGAAGGCUUUCCCCUACAACUCACAGCUUAUUCGACAUCAAAUAAUUCAUACUGGAGAGAAACCUUAUCAAUGCACUGUGUGUGGGAUUGCCUUCAGGACAACAGCAGGUCAUACUAAGCAUCAGAGCAUUCAUACUGGAGAGAAACCUUAUCAAUGCACUGUUUGUGGGAAGGCCUUCAGGACGACAGCAGGUCAUACUAAGCAUCAGAGCAUUCAUACUGGAGAGAAACCUUAUGCAUGUAGUGAAUGUGGAAAGGCCUUUAAGAGUAAAACACAACUUACUGUGCAUCAGAAAAUUCAUAGUGGAGACAUUCUUUUUGAAUGUAAGGAGUGUGGGAAGGCUUUCCUGUAUAAGUCAGAACUUACUCGACAUCAAAGAGUUCAUACUGGAGAGAAACCUUAUGAAUGUGAUCAAUGUCAGAAGGCUUUCCAGAGAAAGGCGUCUCUUACUGUGCAUCAGAAAAUUCAUUCUUGAGACAUUCCUUAUGAAUGUAAAGGGUGUGUGAAGGCUUUCCUCUACAGCUCAGAUUUUACUCGACACAAGAAAAUUCAUGCUGGAGAGAAGCCUAAUGAAUGUAAUGAAUAUGGGAACAUUUUGAGAGUGAACAUACACCUUUCUCAACACCAAAAAAUUCAUUCAGGAGAGAAGCCUUAAAUGUGCAAUGCAUGUAGGAAGUCCUUUAUACUGAGGAUACUACUUUAGUCCAUCAGAGAAUUUAUAAGAUUCCUCAUGAAUGUAAGGAGUCUGGGAAGUCCAUUGUAACUCAGAUCUUAUUAAACAUCAAAAAUUGAUGCUGCAAAAAAAACCCUAUGUAUAUAGUGAAUGUGAGAAGGCUUUCGGAAAGAAGUUACACCUUACUGUGCAUCAGAGAAUUCAAAUUGGAGAAAUUCUCUAUGAAUGUGAGUAGUGUAGGAAGCCCUUCUCUCAGAAGUCAGAUGUUACUCAACUUCACAUCAUACCUUAUGAAUGUAAUGUACACGGAAAGGCCUUCCACUUGAGUGUAGGUCUUACUCAAUAUCAGAGCAUUCAUACUAGAGGAACAUGUUAUGAAUGCAGUGAAUGUGAGAAGACCUUCAGGCUGAAGACACAACUUGCUCAACAUCAAAGACUUAAUUCUGGAGGGAAACCUUUUGAAUUUGGGAAAGCCUUUAGACGAAGGACCUACU